AGUGAGCGAGACAAUGGGUGGAGGGGACUAGUAACUAGAGCCUUCGGACAGACUGUCUCACCUGAUGCCAGAGACACACAUGGUCACGGGCAGUCUGUCUCACCUGAUGCCGACAAAAGGGUCAAAUCAAGGUGGGUGACUGGGGAAUCAAGAGUGGUGAGUGGGGACAGCGGUUUGCCAACAGGCAGAGUGUAUGUAACAGCUUCACACAUUUGGUUCUGCUGGCUGAAAAUUCUGCAAGUCAGCGUAGAGGUCUUCUGUGCACGUUUAGCCUGCCCGGCGUCACGCAAUGGUGUGUCACGAGGGAGAUUUCUCUGGAGCAUCACAUCGCUGCCAGCUUCACAAGAGACUGAUGUCACAUUUGGGAUGUCACAAUAAAAGGUGGCUGAUAUUUCUAGUGCUAUCCUUAGUACUGGGCACUUUCCUGAUAACAAUCAGCUUGCCAUGGUGCUGCGCGGGCGAUUUCGCGCACUUCUCUUCCCUUCCAGUCGUUUGGAACAUCAGCACCUCCAGCCGGCAUCCGGACGAAGUUUUAAAUGUAAUCUUUGUAAAGGUGCACAAAGCCGCCAGCUCCACCAUGUUUAACAUCUUCAUUCGUCUCUCAAUAUCACGUGGUUUGUACGUCAUGUUUCCCGCUGAAGGUAACAUCCACAACGAGACAACUCAAGAGGUUCGCGGCAUCGUUCCUCACCCUCAGUCGCCUCCCUUUGUCUUCAACGUCUUGUGUCAUCACAUCGUCUUUAACGCCAGCCAGGUACGUCACGCCUUUCCAAGUGACGUGCGAUACGUCACUAUGCUACGUCAGCCGUGGGGCCAGAUCGUCUCGGCUUUCCAGUAUUACAGGGACGUUUAUCCCAAACCAUAUCUAAAACAUGUCGACAGCUUUGAGGACUACGUCAGUGAUGUGUUGAGGUUUGAACCUACUGAUCCUCGUCAGUCUUUCACUAAUAACCGCCAGAGCAUCGAUCUGGGUCUGCCCCCAGAUCAGCUGUGGAACUCGUCGCACGUGCCUGUCUUUGUGCGACACGUGCAAGACACGUUUCAUCUGGUGCUGCUGGUCGAGCACUUUUCGGAGUCACUGGUUCUUCUAAAGCGACGAUUGAGAUGGAGCAUGAAGGACGUGGUGUUUAUGGUCAGCAACCGCCAGACCAGCAAGAUCAGCGUCAAGAUACAGCGCCACCUGCAGGCCCGCCUGCUGCAGCUCAGCCACUAUGACAUGGCCCUGUAUGGACACUUCCACGCCAUUUUCUGGCAGCACGUGCAGGCGGAGGGACCGCUGUUUCAAGAUGAGGUUAGGACUCUUGACCACAUUCAAGCCAAGGUCAGGCGGUUCUGCUCGCGCAGCGCGCACUCACGUGACUGUCUGAUGGUGGAGGCCACGUCCUGGAGUGAAACGUUUACCAUCUCAGGCGCCGAGUGCCAGGUGCUGCGCAUGACAGAACUGGAGCUGAACGAGAGAGCUCGGCAUCAACAGGUGUCACGCAUGACUAAAAGGAAUACCAUGCACACGUUGCCAGUUGCCAGCAGUCCCUGUUCUGUUGACAUCAGAACCUUUGACUGAUGAGACACUGGCCCUGACUACACAUGAUCCUUCACUUCUCACCUUCACAGAGCGGCGUCAGCACGUGUCAGCUGACCGUCACAUCCUCUCAGUGUCAUCUCACUGAGGGAAAGUGUCAGGCUGUAUGCUGUCGACUAAGUUCUGGAAGAGAGGCAGCUUGCAAACUGGAAAAACGCGAAACAAUUUACAUUUUGUUUCCACAUGGAAGUGGCACAUUUCACAUUUUGUUUUAAAGUGUAAGGUCGCACACAGUGAAAAAAUCAGAACUGAUGAGAAUUAGAAUUUGUCUUCAUUGGCGAGUGGGCAGGGAUGGUUGAGCUUAUACUCGUUGUUAUAAUGUGGUGGCGUUGGUGGCGGCGUGUGUAGGGGGUGGGGGGAACUGGACAUUGUGUUCGGGAAACCUCAAUUGCUAUUCCACGUUGACAGAGUCAACAACAGUGAAAACAGUGUCAUUACUGCACACAAUUCUUAACAACCAUACACUACGAGCAGGGCCGUGCUUAGGGGCAGGCGGACGAGGCAUCUGCCUAGGGCCCCGCGCUUCAAGGGGCCCCGCGCUUUUGAUUGAUAUGGUAACUAGGUAUAUGGAAGUGUAGUCAGCCGUGGCGUGAGGGCCCCGCACAUGCCCUUUGCCUCGGGCCCCGCGGGGGCUAAGAACGGGCCUGACUACGAGCCAUUUCUUCAAGCGAUUUCAUCGUUUUUAAUAAGAUGUUUAGAUGCAAAUGUGUUCACAUCCUGUGGUUGCUCGAUCGGUCGUUCACGCGAGAGACCACCGGGCAAGCAGAUGUGCCAUGAAUCAAAACACCCUUGUGGCUGAUGUCUGGAGGUUUGUGCCUGGCUGACCUUUCACAUCUCUAAAACGAAGGAAAUUGUACAGCUAGAAAGUAUUCAAUAACUAAGACAUUUGAUUUUAUGUAUAAAAUGAAUUGGAUAACAGCUUCUGAGAAUAAUAUAAAUGAGAUACUUUGGUUUUACAGAAAUCUUCUCUUUUUAUAGAAUGCGAUCUAUAAUUAUAAAAUUAAUUGUAUUGCUAUAGAGUGCAUUCUGUAAUCAAGAAAUGAAUUCUAACUAAAUUAAAAUCAGAACUACAGCCCUUAAACAUAAUCCUGAUGUAUGCGUGAAUACUGUCUAUGUGCCGAUGAAGAUUAUGAAGGCCCAGCCAACGGCAUCAAAUCAAUCAAAUAAACUUUACUACGUCACACGCUAUUUGUACCGGACAGCUUGGGUACUACGUCACACGCUAUUUGUACCGGACAGCUUGGGUACUACGUCACACGCUAUUUGUACCGGACAGCUUGGGCACUACGUCACCUGCUGUUGCUGUCCGUCUCGCGCUGCUCGCGCGACCACGCGUGGGAAGGGAGGGGAUGCGGGGUGGAGGGAACAGCAACGUCAGCAGUACCAUAGAUGUUAUAUAGGGUAUAUCGUCUAUGGCAGUACCCGCUGACCUAAACAAGCUCCCGCUAUACACUAUAUGUGCCAAGUUAAUGAGGUCGACCGACCUUCUGAUGAUCAGUUCUUCUUGUGUCAGCAUCUUGCUUAAUAACUCUACACUUCUCCCAUGAUCGGCAUAUGCUUUUGUAAAAAUUAUACAUGAGGGUUGUAAGGUGACCAGACGUCCCGCAUUUGGCGGGACAGUCCCGCUUUUGACCUCGUGUCCCGCCUGAAUAUCGGGCGGGACGCCCAAUGUCCCGCUUUC
Molecule: messenger RNA, 3260 nt
Organism: Pomacea canaliculata
Lineage: Eukaryota; Metazoa; Mollusca; Gastropoda; Architaenioglossa; Ampullariidae
Product: galactose-3-O-sulfotransferase 2-like
Exons: 3
Coding region: 290-1561 (423 amino acids)
Biological process (GO): glycolipid biosynthetic process
Cellular component (GO): membrane
Molecular function (GO): galactosylceramide sulfotransferase activity
Source: RefSeq, a predicted model, not a curated record